GAACACUUCAAGGCUUACCAACGUUAAGCAAAUCAAGAUCAUAAGCGUACUCUCCUUCCUUUAAGUUACCUUGUGUUCUCUGAUCAGUCUAGUUUCAUGGCUAGCAUCGUUACCCAUUUCUUUGGGAAGCCGACGGAGCGCAGCAAGCAGGUCGACCAGAGCAUGCUCACGAGCUUGCUCAACAUGUUCGAAGACGAGAAGUUUGCGAAGGAAAUGCUCGACACCCACGCCCCCAAUGAAGGGGACAUCGAUGCUCAGUCCCUCUUCAUUCUCGUCGAGAACACUCUCAAGGGCGCCACUGGGAUUGUCGAUGGCGUUGUCAAUCCCAAGGGAAGUGGGUCAGCACCAGCAAGUGGAGUGGAGUAUAAGUCUGCAAAGGACGGAUUAAAUCCGCCCGUGGAGGCUAUUAGCGAAGUGACUUGUCAGCUUACAUGCAAAGCACUUGACACCAAAAAUGUGCGAGAGACUAUGGCGUCUCUACUUCAUGAGCUAUCGGGCUACUCUUGGGUGUCCAAGGCUGUGCUGACCCUCUCCUCCCUGGCCAUCUACUAUGCCGACUUCUGGCGGCUUGCUCGGGUCGAACCCUCGGACAAGCUCGGGGAGUCAGUCGCCAUACUCAGGGGGUUACCUGCAAUCACCAAACCGGCUGACCAGACAAAGAUCCAGGUGUUUGGGGUGCUUAAUGACAUGAUCAAGACCAUACUGGACAUGACCGGGUGCAUAGUUGAGUUCGAACAGGAAAGCAAGGAUGUGCCCGAGCUAUCCACGGCCAUCGAUAUCUCCACCAGUGUCACCCAGAUCAUCAUCUCGAUCCUUGCUUGCUCCAUUCAGUUCACUACCCUCAUCAGUUCUGUGGUGGAUGAGUCGAAGGGGAAGGAUCUGCCUGCAUUUGCUCGCAAGGUGAAUGUGGUCCAUCACACAAUCAAGAGACAGCUCGAAGACUUCAAACAAAAAAAGGAGGAAAUUAGAGAGCACCAAAGGCUGCAGAGGCUUUUUAAGGCCCCUACGGACAAUGUUGAGCUCAUUAAGGCGAUCUUUUACACAAAAGAUGACCCUCAGCCACUUUAUCUCGGCUCUAAGAAGUCUACAGAGAAGAUUGACUCCCUGCGAAGGAAGAACGUGUUGCUGCUCAUUUCAGACCUGAAAUUCAGCUCCUACGACCUGUCGAUCUUGGUGAACAUAUACAAGGAAUCCGAGUUCCAUGAGAGCCGGUAUGACAUCCUGUGGGUGCCCAUAGUGGACCAGGAGACUGAGGACAUGCCGAACCAGUUCGAGAACUUGCAGUCCCAGAUGCCAUGGUACACGGUGCACUACCCCACCCUGAUCAACAAGGUUGCGAUUAAGGUCAUCAAGGAGAAAUGGCACUUCCGGCAGGAGACAAUGGUGGUGGUAUUGGACCCACAAGGUAAGGUUGUGUGCUCGAAUGCGAUCAACAUGAUCCGAAUGUGGGGCUUCAAAGCAUUUCCUUUCACCGACUCCGUGCUCUCAACAAUCUGGAAGCAACGUGAUGUCAGCUGGUUCGAGCUGCUAGUGAAUGACUCGGUCAUUCCAAAGAUAGAGGAAGCGAUCAAAUCGGAUAAAUUGAUAUUCCUGUAUGCAAGUGAGGACACGAAGCAAGUGCACGAGAUGGAGGAGAGCAUAAAGAAAAUGACUGACGACUCGGGAACACCGAUCUUCGCGUACAAUGUCACUAAAAUCACACUGUUCUGGACGAGGCUGGAGAGCUGCAUGUUCUCGAUGAUGCAAGCGAAGAUAGAUGUCCUCGACUCACUCAUGCAGGACAUCCUCAAGCUCUACACCAACUUCAAGAAGGAAGGCGGAUUCGCUCUCUUCACCAAGGGCACGCGGGUCGUGAUCAACAGUCCACUGACCUCUGCCUCCAAGGUCGUGUCGCAGUAUGAUGCUUGGAAGAAGCAGGUGAACCAGAGUGGCAAGACAUUGGAGGUUGUGUUCAGAGAGUACCACGACAGGGUCGUGACUCCUGAGACGUGCCACCACUUCUACAUCCCCAACAUGGUCGGGCACAUGCCAGAGAACGUCAAGUGUCCGGUUUGCCCACGCAUCAUGAGGAACAUUGUCAAGUUCGAAUGUUGCCAUGGAGCCCAUUGAGAAAUAUAUGCUGGCGUGUCUCGUUUAAAUGUUGUUAUGUUUGUGCUGCAGCGAGGAGAAGAGAAAUGAGUGUGUGGAGAGAUGACGACCUAUAACAUAUCUAUGUUUGGCCUUUUGGCUGAAACUAUAUGUAUGCACCUUUCAUGUUGAAUAAAAUGUUUGGGUGAUGACAAUAGAGAAAUAUGGACAUUAUAUGCAUGAUACAUA
Molecule: messenger RNA, 2316 nt
Organism: Punica granatum (pomegranate)
Lineage: Eukaryota; Viridiplantae; Streptophyta; Magnoliopsida; Myrtales; Lythraceae
Source: RefSeq, a predicted model, not a curated record